Molecule: messenger RNA, 1069 nt
Organism: Prorocentrum cordatum
Lineage: Eukaryota; Dinophyceae; Prorocentrales; Prorocentraceae
Source: the annotation of a GenBank genome assembly
CCCUCGGAGCUCCCGGGGCCCGGCGGGCGGCCCCGCGGCCGCGCGCCGUGCCUGGGCUGGCGGCCCGCGUGCGCGCCGGCGGGCCGCGCACCCGGACGGGGGCGAAGGAAGCAGGCCCCCCCUGGCGGCGCCUCCGGCGCCGCCCGUGGCGCGAUCCGCCUCCAGUGCCGGGCGCCGACCCAAGACAUCCGCGCGGACAUCUCGAAACUGUACGCUGAAGCGUUCGCUUUUUCCCCCCGCGUUUCCCCAGAUGGACGACGGGGUGGUCGUGGAGUUGACGAACCACCUGGUCGUGCAGGUGACCUCAAUAGCCGUUUGCCUCCUGCUGGGGAAGAAGCUAUGCCCCAACCACGAGGACCCGUGGUACGUGGCCGACUUACUAGUCUCGCUGGUUGUUUUUCCUCUGCUCGCGGUCGCAGCUAUUGGCAGCGUGCUGGAUCUGCGCCAUACAGUAACCUCGCGUUGGACAGGUGUCACGCCCGGAACCCGAUUCUUUCUGCUGUUGUACAUCGCGCGUUGUUUGGUGCACAUGCCCGUGCAGGCCAUGGAGAAGAUGAGCCCGAAGCUCCUUAUCAUGAUGACCGUCCACCAUGCGGUUAGCAUCACGUGUUUCGGAAGUGGCCUCUUGACGGGCCGCAUGCACUUCUGGGGCUGCCUUGACGGUUGCUGCGAGGUGUCCACCGUCUUCCUGAAUUUUAUGUAUUGUGGCAAGCAGUUCUCCAUCCAAGACAGGAGGUUGGAGGAUUUGUUUCCCAAGGUUUUCGCAGUGAACGGGCUUGGCCUCUGGCUGUCCUUCGUUAUUUUCCGAAUCAUGCUCUUCCCAGCGUGGCUCUACUAUUGGUACCAGGACGUGGUCACGCACCCCGAGCUGACGUGGACCCCGUGCUCGCCCAUGGAGCGAUACAUCUACCCCUCGGUGACGGUCAUGCUGCUGGUGCUCUCGGCCAUGUGGUUCGUGCCGCUGACGAAGGGCGUGCGCAAGGUGGUCCUCGUCCUGCGCGGCCUCGGCCCCCCCGAGCAGGAGGCGGCCGACGACGAGGGCUUCGUGAAGCUGAACGACAAGGAGUGA